AUGAACGACACGGGCAUAUUCUGCAGAAACAACCAAACAGCCAACCUGACAGACCCGGCGUGUCUGAACUCAACCCGCCCGUCCUACAACCACAUAGACCUCACCACGUUCAUGCACACGUUCCCCACCAUCUACGGCAUCCUGUGCUCGGUUGGAGUUAUUGCCAACGGACUGGUCAUCUACGCGGUGGCGGCAUGCAAGAAGAAGAUGGUCUCGGACAUCUACGUGCUGAACUUGGCCAUAGCGGACAUGCUGUUCCUACUGGUGAUGCCCUUCAACAUCCACCAGCUGGUCCGAGACAGGCAGUGGGUGUUCGGAAACUUUAUGUGCAAAGCGGUGGUGGUGGUGGACGUGAGCAACCAGUUCACCACAGUGGGGAUUGUUACUGUGCUGUGCAUUGACCGGUACAUAGCCAUCGUCCACCCCACCUCGGAGAGAAGGACCAUCAGCUGGACCAUCAUGAUCAACAUCCUAGUGUGGCUGGGCAGCUUCCUCCUCACCGUCCCCGUCAUGAUGUUCGCCAAGGUUGAGCGUAGGCAGCAUAUGGAGGUCUGCAUGAUGAACCUGGACGGGCCUGAGGACAUGUACUGGUACACUUUCUACCAGUCCAUCCUUGGCUACAUCAUCCCCCUCAUCAUCAUCAGCACCUUUUACUCGCUCACCCUCUACCACGUCUUCAGCUCCAUCCGCCGGGUUAAACGCAAGCAGUCCGUCUGGGCUAAAAGAGCCACCAAGAUGGUGCUGAUGGUCAUCGCGUUGUUCCUGAUCUGCUGGUCGCCCUACCACGUCAUCCAGGUGAUCAACCUGAGCAACAACACACCGACCAUCACCUUCGUCUACGCCUACCACAUCAGCAUCUGCCUCAGCUACUCCCACAGUUGCAUCAACCCACUCAUGCUGCUCAUCUUCGCCCAGAACUACCGUGACCGCCUUUGCCGCAAAAACAUGCUUAACAGCUCCCAGCAUUCCUCCAAGCUCACAGUCGUCAAACAAGAUGGUUCCAGUGUAACCAAUAAUCCCAACUACCGCUGUACUGUCGUAUAA
Limanda limanda (common dab) is the source of this 1044-nucleotide messenger RNA. RefSeq names its product melanin concentrating hormone receptor 2b (gene mchr2b). Bases 1 to 1044 code for a protein of 347 amino acids. Gene Ontology annotation, cellular component: neuron projection; membrane. Gene Ontology annotation, biological process: neuropeptide signaling pathway. Gene Ontology annotation, molecular function: G protein-coupled receptor activity; neuropeptide binding. The transcript has 2 exons. The record is from RefSeq and is a predicted model, not a curated record. NCBI's taxonomy places the organism in Eukaryota, Metazoa, Chordata, Actinopteri, Pleuronectiformes, Pleuronectidae.